ACCACAUCGGUGAUUAGGAAUUUGGCGGCAAGAGGGGCAGGAUUUGCGGGAAAGACAGCUGGAGCCGACAGAGUCAAGAUAAUCUUCCCUCUUAUAAGGAAGAAACAUCAACAAAGUUCCCGGAAACCUUUUCUUCUUUUAAAAAUUAGUAGAAAUUUAAUGUCGUCCAAAAUUUUCAAGUUCAUUUAGUCGUGGAUUGCUGAGAAAUCAUGGAUUUUACGCGGAAUCCCCGGCGCAAUUUGCAGAAACAGGCGGAUGUUGAACUCGACAGCCAAUAUCCGCACGACCUCCAGUUAUAUGACAAAAUUCCAACAAAUUCCAUUCUCAUUCAUGACUUUGAAGAAAUCGCCCUGGAGAGACUUAAAGCUCUUCGAAUAAUUGAGACAGUGACCCUGCGAGGCUUUGUAAAGUAUUCUGAGGAAUGGCGUAAAAACUUUCAUGAAGAGCUGAAGAAGCAGGAGCUUAAACCCCUUGCUAAACUUUACUCCAGUCCAGGCGUCUCUGGAACAACACCAAAUUAUGAGGCUAGAAGAAGGGACCACAUUUCGCACUUCAUUCUGUGUCUUGCGUUUUGCCGAACUGAUGAACUCCGCAACUGGUUCAUCAAUAAAGAACUUGAUCUCUUUAUGGCCAGGUUCGAAGAGCUGACAAUUGAUGGCCGAAAGGAUUUUUUGCAAAUCAACAACAUUGAUUUCAAACCUAUUCCAGUGGAGGAAAAGAAAUCAAAAUUGGCGAAGUUUAUAAACACAUUCCAGCUUAUGAACGCAACACAAAUAGAUUUGUCCGACUUCUACAAAGUGCCUUUUAGACGAGUGCUCGACCUUGUGAAAAUUCGAAGGGUCUACUUGGAAAAGGGCCAAGCAUAUGUUGCCUCUGGUGAUUUGGGAAACUUGAUUGCAUCCAAGCUUCGCCAAGAAAUCUCUCAUUCUCUUGCAGUAAUGAGACAGUGUCUUCCUGAAACUACAGCAGACAUUAGACUGGAUUCUGUCUUGAAGUGUUUGCUGGACCAGUAUGAGUCUGGAACUUACAAGCCCACUACAACUUCAUCUGAUUCACUAAGAAUUGAAGAUCUAGAUGAUCUGUCAAAGAAAUCAUUCCCUCCUUGUAUGAGGAGAAUGCAUGAGACCCUGCGUCUCAAGCAUCACUUGCGACAUGCAGCUCGAAUGCAGUAUGGCCUAUUUUUGAAAGGCGCAGGAUUGAGUCUUGAGGACGCUCUCAAGUUUUGGAGGUCGGAGUUUGUGAAGGUCAUGGCCGUGGAAAAGUUUGAGAAAGAAUACGGCUACAAUAUUCGCUACAAUUACGGAAAGGAAGGAAAGCGGUGUAACUUUUCCCCGUACGGCUGCAACAAAAUCAUCAACAGUCAACCUGGCCCAGAAGAUGCAAGUGGCUGUCCAUUCAAGCAUUCUAAACCUCUAGAGCUGCGGAAGUUGAUUCUGAGUUACGGUAUCGACUCAAACCAAGGUCUUAAGGAUGUCAUGGAGUAUGUCAAUACUCAGCAGCCUGUGCUUGCCUGCCAGAAGCUUUUUGUCCUGUCACAACCUGGCAAAGGCGUCGAAUUUGGUUUGUGCCACCCUAAUCAGUACUUCACUGAGAGCAGGAUGAUUAUUACUGGAGCUAAUGUAAAACAAGAGCCUGCAUCUGAAACAGCCGCGACUCCGUCCACAACCUACAACUCUCCUGCCAGCACUUACGCUACUCCAAGCCCAAGCAAUAUCCGCAAAAAUAUUAAUUCCAGUUCGACCCCAUUGAACACAAAAGCUACCACUGUGGCCAGAGAUACUCCAGCCUCAUCCCGCAAAGCUCUAAAUGUGAACAAAGCAGGUAAGGCCGAGCCGUUGAGCGAUGUUUCUGAUUGGCUUGAUGAAAUGGAGGACAAUGAUUUGUCUCAAAUUGAGGCCAUGGACACUACAGCCUAAACUUAAAUUACUCGAUUGAUGCUUAAUUUACAAGACUAGUGGUAAUUUAGAGCCAAUAGUAGCAGCAGAAGUCUCGUACAUGUCUGGGACUAACAGUGUUUCAUACUGCUGUGAUCGAGGUACAAUGAUUGGCAGACUACUCGGCUGUCUGGGCUGAGCACCUUUGUAUGCACCUUGAAACUCUGUUUGCAGAG
Molecule: messenger RNA, 2110 nt
Organism: Neocloeon triangulifer
Lineage: Eukaryota; Metazoa; Arthropoda; Insecta; Ephemeroptera; Baetidae
Gene: Prim2
Product: DNA primase large subunit
Exons: 9
Coding region: 210-1916 (568 amino acids)
Biological process (GO): DNA replication, synthesis of primer
Cellular component (GO): alpha DNA polymerase:primase complex
Source: RefSeq, a predicted model, not a curated record